ACCAAAUACAGGAGGAGGAGGAGGAGCUUCGAGUCUGUUGGCGAUGUCCUCACAGCAGACAAGAUCCUUGAAAGCAACACUGAAAUCCUCUAGUACUAUUAAGGCUACAAGAACAAAUCCACCACCAGCUUCACAGGCAUCCAUCUUCACAGGUUUUGAAGGGGGAAAAAAAGGUUCCAGGAUGCGCGCGAAGAUGGAUUUCUUUUAGCUCUAAUACAAAUGCUCCACGAAAAUCAAAAUUGAAGACGAAGCAGGCGGAACAGGACGAUCUCAAGUCGUUCGUGAAAAAAUUUGGCGAAGUCCACAAACUAGUAACAACACCUCGAGGCAUACGCUAUUUCCAGUUAAUAAAGAGGGGGGCGAUGAUUAUGGUUUUGCUGUUUUUGUUGAAUAAGACUCCUGUGCUGGUGCUCUAUGUAUUCUUGUCUUCGAAAAACAUGAUCUUGUACCCUGAGACUGAUUAAGGGUAGGUUAAAGGUGCUUUUGUUACCGUUUAUUAUGGCUCUCCUCUAACUCCCCAUUCGACGACUAUCAUAAGGGGUUGCUGGCAGACAAGGAUACAACGGAGUACGUGGUGAGCCGAUUUGCCAAUGGCACGACGAAUACGACCUGGUUGCGCGCGUCUCGCAACACGAAACGGGUAUGGCUUGUAGUAGGAGAACGAGGAAAAAAGGGAGGCAAGAAGUCCAUAAUUCUAGUAGAUCCACAGGCAGAGGAAGCAGGAG
Amoebophrya sp. A25 is the source of this 725-nucleotide messenger RNA. Lineage: Eukaryota; Dinophyceae; Syndiniales; Amoebophryaceae. The record is from the annotation of a GenBank genome assembly.